AUGAUCCUGCACAACAAGCUCCGCACCUUCAACCUGUCCAGCGACCUGACCCAAGAGAAGCCAUGGCGGAAGUCCCCUUACUCGCAGACAGACCUCCCGCGCCUGCGCAAGGGGCACGUCGCGGCGCAGUUCUGGUCCGUUUACGUCCCUUGCGAGGCGCAGUACAUGAACACGGUGCAGUUGUUGCUCGAACAGAUUGACGUCAUCAAGAGGAUCAUAGCUGCCAGCCCCAGGGAGACGAAGCUGGUGACGUCGUCGGGAGAGAUCCUCGAAGAAUUCGGGUGUGGUCGCGUGGCCAGCCUGUUGGGCGUGGAGGGAGGCCACGGUCUCGGCAGCAGCAUGGGCGUGCUGAGGGCGCUGUACGAUUUGGGCGUGCGCUAUCUGACGCUCACCCACAAGUGCCACACGCCAUGGGCCGAGUGUUCUGAGACGAUUAACCACGUGGCACCCAAUGCUCCAGGCCUCACGCAGUACGGCAAGGAGAUGAUCCUGGAGAUGAACCGGCUGGGGAUGAUGAUCGACCUCUCCCACUCCUCCAGCCAGACGGCGCGGGAUGUCCUGGCCACCACCCGGGCCCCCGUCAUCUUCUCGCACUCCGCUGCCUACGCCCUCUGCGACGCCCCGAUGAACAUACCUGACGACGUCAUCAGCGCUUUGGUUGAGAAUGAUGGUGUCAUUAUGGUGAGCUUCUACAACGAUUUCCUCACGUGUGGGAAGCCUAGCAACAUAGCCAGUGUUAUUGAACACAUCAAUCACGUGCGCACGAUGGCGGGCGUCGAUCACGUGGGCGUGGGCGCUGGUUACGACGGCAUUAAUAGUUAUAUGAAAGAGAUAACAUAG
Penaeus indicus is the source of this 840-nucleotide messenger RNA. Its product is annotated as dipeptidase 1-like. Gene Ontology annotation, molecular function: metallodipeptidase activity. The transcript has 8 exons. The record is from RefSeq and is a predicted model, not a curated record. The coding region runs from base 1 to 840 and encodes 279 amino acids. NCBI's taxonomy places the organism in Eukaryota, Metazoa, Arthropoda, Malacostraca, Decapoda, Penaeidae. Gene Ontology annotation, biological process: proteolysis.